AUGUCUGAAAGUCAACAAGGAAAUAAUCUUCAUCCCCAUAUGGAAGAUAUGGAGGAAGAAUAUGCGAAUGAUGAAAUGAAUGAUGAAUUACAAUACGAUGAUAUUGUAAAUUAUGAAAACCAUUUGAAUACCUAUGAUUACCAACAAUCUCAAGGAUUAAUGAAUCGCAUUAAUCCAAAUGAUCUUUUGCAAAUAGCUGAUAUAGUAGGUCAGCAUUUACAAAAUAAAAGAAAUUUAAAUCCUUCGGAAUCAUCAACGUCAAAAUCGCACCCUCCUUCUAUUGCGGAAAUAAAUUCAGAAAGGUCGGGUCAAUUUAUUAAUAAUAAUAUUUCAUCCUUGAAAAAUUUUGUUGAAUUGAUACCAGAAUUUGAUGGAGAAAAUAUUCCGGUUCAAAAAUUUAUUCAAGAAUGUUCGUAUUUGGUAGAAAAUACAAGUUCUCAAAUGCAACCUUUUCUUUUAAAAUUCGUAUUAAAGAAAAUUACGGGCAAGGCUGCAGAGUUUAUUUUACACUCUCAAGUUGAUACACUUGGAGAACUUUUAGUAGAACUAGAAAAAUCAUUUUCUUUUUCAGAUGAUUAUGGAACGAUUUUAGGUGAAAUCACCAAUUUGCAACAAGGUGAUAACGAAUCGGUAAUCGACUACGCGGCAAAAGCACGUAAAUUACUUUUUAAGCUGUCUCAGCUUUCGCGAAAAGAUAUUUCACAUCAAUAUUUACAAUUAAAAUUAACUGAAAAUGAUAAACUAAUAACAAAAUAUUUUACUCAAGGACUUCUUCCUAAUAUUGAAUUUCGCGUUAACCUACGUCUUCCGAUUAAUCUUCAAGAAGCAAUAACGAUUGCAUUAGAACAAGAAAAAUAUGUUUCCAAUGUACGUAAACGUAGCGCUCCUUCAAACGAAAUAGAAAUAAAUAAUUCUAAUCGCGAAGCAAAAAAAUCGAAAACGGUUAAUAAAAUUGAUAAUAAUCGUAAAAACAAAUAUUGUUUUACUUGCGGGAAAAUUGGACAUAAUUCGCGGAAUUGCCCAGAUCGCGCGGAACCAGAAUCAUCCGACAAUGAUCAAUCAGAAAACAAUGAUGAAGAUGAUAAUAACGAGAAAAACGGUAACGGAAAUUCAUCGAAAAGUAACGAUCCUAAACCGGAAUGCGAUUUUUGUAAACAGAGAGGUCACUCUACUGAAAAUUGCUUUGUAAGAAUAUUAAAAAGUUUAGAAUCAAGAUCCGUAUGCGCGAUUUCAAAUUCUCAAAUUAUAUAAAACGAAAAAUCAAAAUUAAAGGUUACUCCGAUGGCGUCAUCGUUUGAGUAAAUAUAAUCACGAAAUAGAGUAAAUUAAAUUAAUUUUUGUGCUGAUUCGUUGUAGUGUGAUCCUUGUGAAAUGUGUGAGAAAUUCUGCGAGGUAUCACUAAUUACAUAACAUUAAAAUGACGAUAUUUAUCCUAAACCUCUGAACAAGGUGAACUGUACACCUGUUCAUCCACAAAAUUCCUUGGACGAUUUUGAAAGAGUUUACUUAAUUGAGGCAGUUUUUCUAGACAUUCACUGGGGUAACGGUGAUAGCGAAUCAGAAAAAAUUAAACAAAGUCAUUUGUAAUGGACAUUUCCAGACCACAAGCAUGGAGAUUAUCGAGGAUAAUCAAAUUACUUGCGAUGUGAGAUUGAUAAUCUGCGAAAUCGUAAAUUGCGAUAUGAUUAUUAAUAUGAGAUCGUAAGGUGGACUGCAGCCACGAAAUUGUAAAUAGAACCGAAUGGUUUGUGCACCAAUUUCAACCAUGCUGGAUAUUGAGAUCCUUGUAGUGGUGAGAUUCCAUAUGAAAUUAACAAACAAAUUAUGAUAAUAUUAUUUUAACGAGGAAAAUAAUAGUUAUCUUGAAUUUGGAAAUAUUUCUUUCCAUAUUAAAUUAACAAAUAAAUUAUGAUAAUAUUAUUUUUGACGAGGAAAAUAAUAGUUAUCUUGAAUUUGGAAAUAUUUCUUUCCAUAUUAAAUUAACAAAUAAAUUAUGAUAAUAUUAUUUUUGACGAGGAAAAUAAUAGUUAUCUUGAAUUUGGAAAUAUUUCUUUCCAUAUUAAAUUAACAAAUAAAUUAUGAUAAUAUUAUUUUUGACGAGGAAAAUAAUAGUUAUCUUGAAUUUGGAAAUAUUUCUAACAAUAUUAAAUUAACAAAUAAAUUAUGAUAAUAUUAUUUUUGACGAGGAAAAUAAUAGUUAUCUUGAAUUUGGAAAUAUUUCUAAAACAAAGUAAAGAUUUUUAAACAAUACAUAGUGUCAAAUUAUUGUUGAGUGUAAUUAAUGAAUUGAAAUAUAAUUUUUCAUUCUCUUAGGGGGGAGAGUGAUAGCUGAUCAACUAUACCUUGCUCAGAAAAUUGUAUAACUAUUGUUUCAUUAAUUCUACUUUUCUUACAAUAAAAUUUUUUUGUAAUUAAUCAAUAAAUUUUGACAAUCUGUACUAUUCUUAUUUUUCAAUUUUCUAGCGAAAAUUUCCGUAAGGGGGAAAGUGUAACGAGCGACUAUAUUCUCGCUCGAAUCAUUUCGAGGUAUCGAAUGAACGAUACGAUAUGAUUAAAGUUACGAUUUAAAUAACCUAAAAUAAGUGUCAUUAUAAAACAUUUUAUAAUACUCUUAACAUUUUCUCAUAAUAAAUAAAAUAGAGUUUUCACAUAAAGGAAAUAGCAUGACUAAUUCUAAAGUAUUUCUGUUGAACUUUUAAGUUUAUUUCAAUAUCGUAUUUCUUUUAGCAACAUAAAAGAUUAAAAGAGAAAUGUCGUAAAUCAGUACAAAUAAAUAAGAGAAAAUAUAUUCACAUAUUUCCUCUUAUUUCAAUUCUAAAAUGUAAUCCUAGAACGUCAUAAAAACCACUUGAAAAAAUGUGAUCCUUUCCAUAAAAAAAAGGGACACUAAACACAUGUUGACCAGACACGGACUUUUAUUACCUUCAAUAGAAAAGUCGCGUACGGGCUAAACAAUAAACGAAAGUCUACAACGGAAAUGCUUUGUAUUAGAAAGCAAUAAAUAAUUAAAUAAUUGUUUAUGCACAUGUUUUAGUAUAUUUACACAUUUGUAUGUAAGCGUUAUUAAUAUUGUUAAUUAAUUAAUAAUUGACUAUCAGAAUAUUAUAAUUUAAUAUUGUUAUAAUUAUAUUAUAAUAAUAUAAUUAUGGAUUAACCAUAUAAUGUUGUGAUGAUUAAUGUUUAUUAUAUUUUAAUAAAUAGUAUGUUGUAUGAUGGGAGAGAAUAAGUAUAAUCUCUCUUAUGUAUGUGUGAACGUAUAAGUAACACUUAAGAACUAUGUGAUAAGUGUUAGUGAAGUGAUACACGUAUAGGAGUAGCGAAUACGCUCCAUAGUGAAGCAUGCGCACAAACUCAAAAUGGACCAAAAGCGGAGAGCGACUCCGCUGGACCAAAAACUCUCUAAGUUAGUUCUAAUCUUGACUCUGACUUGAAAGGUUGUUUUCUAAACUCCUUAGUCAGCUUUGUAAAUAUUAUAUUAAUAAAUUUACAGGGUUUUACCUUCGAAGGAAGAACUAAUAAUUAUUCUUCCUUGAACGGGUUUCCCUUCCGUUGUAUCGGAAAUUAAUAAUCUUUUAUUUAAACCUUCCCGCUUCCUUCUUAAAGGAUUUAACUAAAGAGAAUCCGGCCAAUCAUAUUACAUUUUUAGAGUUGCGUAAUAAAAGGUAACUCGGCUCGUAACAUAAAUUGGAUAAUCAAAUUACUUGCGAUGUGAGAUUGAUAAUCUGCGAAAUCGUAAAUUGCGAUAUGAUUAUUAAUAUGAGAUCGUAAGGUGGACUGCAGCCACGAAAUUGUAAAUAGAACCGAAUGGUUUGUGCACCAAUUUCAACCAUGCUGGAUAUUGAGAUCCUUGUAGUGGGGGGAGAGUGAUAGCUGAUCAACUAUACCUUGCUCAGAAAAUUGUAUAACUAUUGUUUCAUUAAUUCUACUUUUCUUACAAUAAAAUUUUUUUGUAAUUAAUCAAUAAAUUUUGACAAUCUGUA
This is a messenger RNA of Leptopilina boulardi, 3980 nucleotides long. RefSeq lists its product as uncharacterized. Lineage: Eukaryota; Metazoa; Arthropoda; Insecta; Hymenoptera; Figitidae. The transcript has 2 exons. The coding region runs from base 1 to 1251 and encodes 416 amino acids. Gene Ontology annotation, molecular function: zinc ion binding; nucleic acid binding. The record is from RefSeq and is a predicted model, not a curated record.